Caenorhabditis elegans is the source of this 392-nucleotide messenger RNA. RefSeq names its product DAF-16/FOXO Controlled, germline Tumor affecting (gene dct-8). Bases 122 to 331 code for a protein of 69 amino acids. The transcript is spliced from 2 exons. Lineage: Eukaryota; Metazoa; Nematoda; Chromadorea; Rhabditida; Rhabditidae. The record is from RefSeq and is marked reviewed.
AUACGGAUAUGGUGAUCAUGUGAUUGUCUAGGAUUAAACCGUUCGCGGAAUCAAAACAAAGAAACUGUAUAAAAAGCUCAUGGAUAAGAACCGAUCAUCAAGUUUUCUUGAAUUUUAAAUAAUGUUCGGCUUCCUUCGCAACCUCAUUGUUCUCCUCGGCCUUAUUGCUAUGGCGACUGCACAAAUCGGACUCAACACUGGACUGGGACUAGGACCUGCCGGAGGAAAUAUGUAUGGAAACGGAUAUGGAAACCAGGGAGCCUACGGAAAUGCCGGUCUCGGAGUCAACCCAGGUGUUGGAGGGGGACUGGUUGGAGGACUUUUGGGAUAAACUCGAUACGUUGUUUCUGAUAUGUAUUAAUUGUGAAUAUUUAAUAAAUGCUUUUUUCGAC